AUGGUCCUUUUGCUGUUCUUUGCAAUCCUGUUAUUGAAGGAAGAUGUCUGUGGGAACUUUGGUCUUCUGGUUUCUGCACAGGCCAAUGAAAGAAGAGUGGUUGCACACAUGCCUGGUGAUAUUAUCAUUGGAGCUCUAUUCUCUGUCCACCAUCAACCAACUGUUGACAAGGUUCAUGAGAGGAAAUGUGGAGAGGUAAGAGAGCAAUAUGGCAUUCAGAGAGUGGAGGCAAUGCUACAUACCCUUGACAGAAUUAAUCUGGACCCCACGCUGUUGCCAAAUAUAACGCUAGGAUGUGAAAUCAGGGACUCCUGCUGGCAUUCGGCUGUGGCUCUGGAGCAGAGCAUUGAGUUUAUAAGGGACUCUCUUAUUUCAUCGGAAGAAGAGGAAGGGAUGGUGAAAUGUGUGGAUGGAUCUUCAUCUUUCCACUCAAAGAAACCCAUCGUUGGUGUCAUUGGACCUGGCUCUAGCUCAGUUGCUAUCCAGGUCCAGAACUUGUUGCAGCUUUUCAAUAUACCUCAGAUUGCUUAUUCUGCCACAAGCAUGGACCUAAGCGACAAAACUCUGUUCAAGUAUUUUAUGAGAGUUGUGCCGUCUGAUGCACAGCAAGCACGGGCUAUGGUGGACAUUGUCAAACGCUAUAACUGGACCUAUGUUUCUGCUGUACAUACAGAAGGAAACUAUGGUGAAAGUGGAAUGGAAGCUUUCAAAGAUAUGGCAGCUAAGGAAGGGAUUUGCAUUGCACACUCCUACAAGAUCUAUAGCAAUGCUGGUGAACAGAGCUUUGACAAGCUGCUACGAAAGCUUCGGAGCCACCUGCCCAAGGCAAGAGUGGUUGCCUGCUUCUGUGAAGGCAUGACUGUGAGAGGGCUCUUAAUGGCUAUGAGACGCCUGGGACUCGCUGGGGAAUUUUUGCUGCUGGGCAGUGAUGGCUGGGCAGACAGGUACGACGUGACAGACGGGUAUCAGCGUGAAGCUGUCGGUGGAAUAACGAUCAAGCUUCAGUCUCCUGACGUGAAAUGGUUUGAUGAUUACUACCUACAGCUUCGGCCAGAAACCAAUCACCGGAAUCCAUGGUUUCAGGAAUUCUGGCAGCACAGGUUCCAGUGCCGAUUGGUAGGGUUUCCUCAAGAGAACCCUAAAUACAAUAAGACUUGCACAAGCCAGAUGACUCUGAAGACACAGCAUGUUCAAGACUCCAAGAUGGGCUUUGUCAUCAACGCAAUAUACUCGAUGGCAUAUGGCCUCCACAACAUGCAGACGUCUCUGUGCCCAGGCUACGUGGGCCUCUGUGAUGCCAUGAGGCCCAUAGAUGGUCGGAAGCUACUGGAAUCCCUCAUGAAAACCAACUUUACCGGUGUCUCUGGAGAUAUGAUCCUGUUUGAUGAGAAUGGUGACUCACCAGGAAGAUAUGAAAUAAUGAAUUUUAAGAAAAUGGGGAAGGACUACUUUGAUUAUAUCAAUGUUGGCAGCUGGGACAAUGGUGAGCUGAAAAUGGAUGAUGACGAAAUUUGGUCGGAGAAAAAUAAUAUCAUCAGAUCUGUUUGCAGUGAACCCUGUGAAAAAGGCCAGAUAAAGGUUAUCCGUAAAGGAGAAGUGAGUUGCUGUUGGACCUGCACUCCUUGCAAAGAAAAUGAAUAUGUAUUUGAUGAAUAUACAUGCAAAGCCUGCCAGCUCGGCUCCUGGCCCAAUGAAGAACUCACAGGUUGUGACCUCAUCCCAGUGCAGUAUCUCAGAUGGGGUGAUCCUGAACCAAUUGCAGCAGUUGUUUUUGCAUGUCUGGGUCUGUUAGCCACCUUGUUUGUUACAGCUAUAUUCGUAAUGUACCGUGAUACUCCAGUGGUCAAAUCAUCCAGCCGAGAACUUUGCUACAUCAUUCUAGCUGGCAUCUGCUUGGGUUACUUGUGCACUUUCUGUCUCAUUGCAAAACCUCAACAGAUUUACUGUUAUCUUCAACGAAUUGGCAUCGGCCUCUCCCCAGCUAUGAGUUAUUCUGCUCUAGUAACUAAAACCAACCGCAUUGCCAGGAUCCUAGCUGGAAGCAAGAAGAAAAUUUGUACAAAGAAACCUAGAUUCAUGAGUGCCUGCGCCCAACUAGUUAUUGCAUUUAUCUUGAUAUGUAUACAAUUAGGCAUCAUUGUUGCCCUCUUUAUAAUGGAGCCACCAGAUAUAAUGCAUGAUUACCCGAGCAUCCGAGAGGUCUACUUGAUUUGUAACACCACCAACUUGGGUGUCGUAACUCCCCUUGGAUAUAACGGAUUGUUAAUUUUGAGUUGCACCUUUUAUGCAUUUAAGACAAGAAAUGUCCCAGCUAAUUUCAAUGAAGCAAAGUAUAUUGCCUUUACAAUGUAUACCACCUGCAUCAUUUGGCUGGCUUUUGUGCCAAUAUAUUUUGGAAGCAACUACAAGAUAAUCACCAUGUGUUUCUCAGUGAGUCUGAGUGCCACAGUGGCCCUUGGCUGCAUGUUUGUGCCCAAGGUCUAUAUCAUCCUUGCUAAGCCUGAGAGAAACGUACGCAGUGCAUUCACCACGUCGACGGUGGUCCGCAUGCACGUAGGGGAUGGCAAGUCAUCUUCAGCUGCGAGCCGCUCGAGUAGCCUGGUGAACCUGUGGAAAAGAAGGGGAUCAUCUGGUGAAACCCUUAGGUACAAAGGCAGGAGACUGGCCCCGCCCAAGUCGGAAAUAGAGUGUUUCACACCAAAAGGGAGUAUGGGGAAUGGUGGGAGAGCUACAAUGACCAGUGAAGAAUCUGUUUGCAUUCCAGACUGUAAUCGAUCUGAGUCAAGUAGAGAGGAGAAAAAGAUUCCUGUUAAAGAGGAUGCCCUAACAGUCAAAAAGACUGGAAACUGUGUCAGUCUAAUAGUUCCACAGCAAGACUGUCAGCUGCAAGACCUACUCAAACACUCUAAUGGGAAAUCAGUUUCCUGGGCCCAGAACGAGAAAAGCAGCAGAGGAGCACACCUUUGGCAGCGGUUGUCAGUCCACAUCAACAAAAAAGAGAAUCCCAAUCAAACUGCAGUGAUCAAGCCUUUUUCUAAAAGCACAGACAGUAGCCGACACAGUAGCAGCGCUACGUUUCCUGAGGCCAGUGCCAAAACUCUUUACGAGGUUUCGGAAGCAGAAGAGCAAUACCCAGCUCAGUACCGACCACAGACUCCCUCUCCUAUCAGCACCUUGAGCCACAGAACUGCCUCCGUUAGCCGAACAGAAGAUGAUGCCCCUACCUUCCAGUCAGAGCCUCCUCAGCGAAGUAGCUCCUCUCAAGGUUCUCUCAUGGAGCAGAUCAGUAGCGUGGUUACUCGCUUUACAGCCAAUAUCAGUGAGCUGAACAACAUGAUGCUUUCAACAGCCACUCCAGGGACAAUGGUGGCCACUCCUCUCUGUUCUUCAUACCUGAUUCCACGGGAAAUCCAGCUGCCUACAACAAUGACCACGUUUGCAGAGAUCCAACCGCUUCCUGCCAUUGAAGUCAAUGGCGCUUCGCAGUCAGCUCGGAAACCUUCAAAUGGCAGCAUCAAAGAAGCCACUUCAGAGACCCCAUCAGCCAAGCAAGACCUUGAGGAGUUGGUAGCUUUGACUCCUCCUUCUCCUUUUAGAGACUCCAUCGAUUCUGGAAGCGCAUCUCCCAGCUCUCCGGUUUCUGAAUCAGCCCUCUGCAUCCCAUCCUCCCCAAAGUGUGACACGCUCCUCAUCAGAGAUUAUACUCAAAGUUCUUCUUCGCUGUGA
This is a messenger RNA of Colius striatus (speckled mousebird), 3726 nucleotides long. It is a transcript of the gene GRM5, whose product is annotated as glutamate metabotropic receptor 5. Lineage: Eukaryota; Metazoa; Chordata; Aves; Coliiformes; Coliidae. The coding region runs from base 1 to 3726 and encodes 1241 amino acids. The transcript is spliced from 10 exons. Gene Ontology annotation, cellular component: postsynaptic density membrane. Gene Ontology annotation, molecular function: adenylate cyclase inhibiting G protein-coupled glutamate receptor activity; G protein-coupled receptor activity involved in regulation of postsynaptic membrane potential. Gene Ontology annotation, biological process: regulation of synaptic transmission, glutamatergic; G protein-coupled glutamate receptor signaling pathway; trans-synaptic signaling by endocannabinoid, modulating synaptic transmission. The record is from RefSeq and is a predicted model, not a curated record.